AUGUUAGAAGAGAAGAUAAAGGGACAUGGGGCGAGUACUGCCCUUCGACCAGAAGUGAGGAAGAGGGAAGAGAACCAGGGUUUGUCGGAAAAAGUUGUAGGUGUGGAGAGUAAAUUAGCUGAGGGAUUACAUUAUUCUGGACCAACAGCUAUCAACGUUCUUUCCGAUUUGACUCGAACUGGACCUUGGACAAUGAUGAACCCUAUUUACACAGAAGAAGAAUUGGAUUGUGUUCAGAUCGUUCACAGACCAACGGUAACAAUUGGUGAUAAGCUUGCACACGGUUCGGUGACUUUGAUCAGGCGAAUCUUCGAUUGGGUGACAGGUUACAAAGCUUUACCCAUACCUGAAGAAACCCUUCAACGAAAUACUAUACCUAUCGAAGAACUGAGAGCCAAGGGAUUAUUGUUAUCGGACAAAGCUUGGUUGAUGCGGAUCAUACUCCUCGAGAGCUUUGCUGGGGUACCAGGGAUGGUAGCGGGGACAUUGAGGCAUCUUAGGAGUUUACGACGCCUGCGCCGUGACGGAGGAUGGAUUCAUACUUUACUCGAAGAAGCCGAAAACGAACGAAUGCACCUCCUCACAUUCAUGACCAUCGCUCAACCUUCUUGGUUGACACGUGUUGCUGUCCUGGGCGCCCAGGGAGUCAUGUACAACCUUCUCUUCGCAACUUAUCUCAUUACACCCAAAACGGCUCAUCGUUUCGUGGCUGCACUGGAAGAAGAAGCGGUGAAAACUUAUACACAUUGUGUCGAAGAUAUGCAAAAGGGUCUAGUACCCGAAUGGGACGACGUCCCCGCUCCACAAAUAGCCAUCGAUUACUGGCGUUUACCUCAGUCGGCUAAAUUGAUCGAUGUGAUAAGAGCUGUCAGAGCGGAUGAAGCUACACAUCGGUUUGUCAACCAUUCCCUGGCCGAUUUGGAUCAGAAGAGGGAUUUUAAUCCUUUUGCAUUAGGAGAUGCGAGUCCAGAGAUUAGGGGAACCAAAGCAGGAUUCACUAGGGAAGAAUCAGCAGCGUUUGUGAAGGAGACGCAGAGGAAGCUCUUGGGCGAAUCCGCCCAAACACCCGUAGAGAUCCCCCAGAGAAGCUGA
This is a messenger RNA of Tremella mesenterica DSM 1558, 1092 nucleotides long. RefSeq lists its product as uncharacterized. The record is from RefSeq and is a predicted model, not a curated record. NCBI's taxonomy places the organism in Eukaryota, Fungi, Basidiomycota, Tremellomycetes, Tremellales, Tremellaceae. The coding region runs from base 1 to 1092 and encodes 363 amino acids. Gene Ontology annotation, molecular function: alternative oxidase activity. Gene Ontology annotation, cellular component: mitochondrion. Gene Ontology annotation, biological process: alternative respiration. The transcript has 9 exons.